This is a messenger RNA of Trematosphaeria pertusa, 1569 nucleotides long. RefSeq lists its product as uncharacterized. The transcript has 2 exons. The record is from RefSeq and is a predicted model, not a curated record. Lineage: Eukaryota; Fungi; Ascomycota; Dothideomycetes; Pleosporales; Trematosphaeriaceae. Bases 1 to 1569 code for a protein of 522 amino acids.
AUGGAUGCGAGCAAAACUAUCACGGUGGGAGCUCGCGAUCGGCGGGAGACUUUCGUCCUUAGCCAGAAGGCCCUCGUAAACUGCGAGCUGCUCCAAGCCCUCCCUAACGGCGCCGUGAUCAACGGCACGACCCCGCGUGCCUUCGAAGUCAUGCUUGCGCACUUGGAUGGUGAUGAGCGCUUUAACGCUAUUAUUCGAAUCGCGAGGCACGAUGCUAUUGCCAUGCUUGUGGAGACAUGGAUACUAGCACAACAGCUCGGCCUCUUCCACGUCCAAGACAGACUCAUCGACCGCUUCCACGAGCAGUACCUGCGGCAUCUCAGGAAGCGCCCCCGCUUCGUGGUGAGCAUCAACGCCCCGGCUUUCGAGUACAUCCGAGACGUCUUCGGCCCUAACACGCACCCGAAGAUCGAGCAUUUCCUCAUCGCGUGGUACGCGGGCCUUCGCCAUGGCCCAUCUAUGGACCUUGACUAUGAAGAUGUCCGGGAGCUUCGACCUGAGAUCCGGGAGAGGAUUGUGAGGCUUGGAGCGCGCGUCCAGUUCAGGGAUGAGGAUCAGAUAUUGAGGUCGUUGGAUAACUUCAAGAUGAGGAUUUCUUCUGGUCGGAAGGCGUUGCCAGAGGCUCCUGCUCUUGAGAUUAUUCUGCCUGAUGCUGAGACCCGACCUGCACCAGCUCAACAGCCUCCUCGGGGCACGGACAAUAGAACUUCGCCUUUACCUGUGGAAGAACCCUUCCGGCAUGAGGUGCAUCAGUCUCUGCAGGCCACCCAAGCUCAAUCGGACACCCUUCAACAUCCCGCUGCUCUACAACAGCAGACAGUAGUAAACGUCUACCCAACCCCGUGCCGCCCCCAAGCGCAGAUGCCCCACGAGCCGCCUCCCAUUCCACCCAAGUCUCACGCAGAGACACAGCAUGAGCCUGAGAAUUUCCAAGAGCAGCAGGCAAAUAGGACGCAAUAUCGCUAUUGCAAUCCAUACGCGGAACCAGACAUGCAGCCGCAAUCACCGGACGUGCGCCAUCCUCCACUGCCAGGAUCGUGGCCGCAUUCUCUGCCGACUCCCACGCCGCAGAACGCUUGGCAGGUUCCCCGAUUCGAGAACGCUGCGCCUCCUCCCCCACCAAAGUGGCCACCAGCUCCCUUUGUGGAAGAUGAACUGGAGUCUAUAACUGGUGCUUCAACUAUUCGCGAGCCGACUCCACGACGACCAGCCCCUUAUGCGGAGGACCUUCCACGACCGUAUGAUCCCACCCCUCAUCAGUACGAUCCGACAGGAUACAGGACUCAGCGAGAACAGAUUGUGCAUAGACAGGGUGCUUCUCAUAUGCACAAUGAUCCCACUCCACGCCUGUAUGAGCCGACUGGAUACGGGACUCGGCAAGGACAGAGCUCGCAAGGGUUGUAUGUGCCCCGCGUACACAAUGCUCCCCAGGGGCAUGAUGCGCGCCGUGUGCAGGGUGCUUUCUAUGCAGAAGAGGAGGUUAAUGGACGAGAUGCGCAGCCCGUGCAACAAGCUCCACAGGGUGGUGCCCAAGGGUCAUGGUUCACGACAUGGCCUCGGCGGCGUUGA